AUGGCGGCUUGCCGAGGUAAUAGAGUGUUUGCUAGGCAAGAGCUCUUGAAGGGGCAGUUUAUUCUCGAGUGCAGAGGAGAACUAUGUAAACAGCAGUCUGAUGGUGAUGAAAUGUUCAAAUACCAUUUCAGGCAUAACAACAAGGAAUACUGCAUCGAUGCCUCAAAAGACACGUGUCUGGCAUGCAUGGUCAACGACUUGGACCGAUACACAAAGCCUAAUUGCAAAAUGGUUAAAGUUGUUGAUGACAGACAUCAACCAAGACUCUGUCUGUAUGCAACUGAAAUGAUCAGCAAAGACACUGAAUUGAGGUACGAUUAUGGUGUUGCUGAUGUACCUUGGAGAAAGCGAAAGGACCCGUGUCCCUACCUCAAAGGUCACACUAAUGAUGCUGUUAAAGAUGGUCAUACAGCUGCAGAUACUACAGAGGUCACAGAAACAUCUGAAGAUGCCCUCGGUGAAUCAGCAGAAGUCUUGGAACAUGCUUAUCAUGAUGCUGUAGGGAACAGUGGGACAGUUGCCCCAUCCACAGUUGCCCCAUCCACAGUUGUCUCUGAACAUGCUGAAGGGCCGCCUCAAGAUGCUGUUAAAGAUGGUCAUACAGCUGCAGAUACUACAGAGGUCACAGAAACAUCUGAAGAUGCCCUCGGUGAAUCAGCAGAAGUCUUGGAACAUGCUUAUCCUGAUGCUGUAGAAAUCAGAGGGAUAGUUUACCAUCCACAGUUGUCUCUGAACAUGCUGAAGGGCCGCCUCAAGCAAUGUUCAAGAUUUGACCCAGCAGCAGCUACAGUAUUAUGGUUGAUCAGAGUGAUAGGCAUCUGCGGAAAAUAUUUGGAGGAUAUAUUCUCUGCGAGAGACAUAUUGCAUUCAAGCAGGAAGGAAGAAGCAAAAAUGCUGUUAAGACGAUUAUACAGUUGCAGAAACAACAGAGAUCUCAAAACCAUCUCAAGAUGCUCUUGGUGCAUCAACAGAAGAUCAGAAGUGGACCAUGCUUAUCUUGAUGCUACAGGGAACAAUUGUACAGUUGCCCCAUCCACUGUCAUCUCUGAACAUGCUGAAGGGCUGCCUGAAGCCAGGAACUUUCAGCGUUUAACAGAGGAGCAAGACCAACUCCUAAGAAAAUGUUGAAGUGUUCAACAUUACUAUGAGACGGGAACUGAAGAUGAUAGACUGUAUUAAUUAAAUCAAAAGCCACAAGUGUUUGAAUUCUCUGAAGUGGAAUUAAAUAAAAAACACAUUACACAGUUGGAUAACGACAGAUUGCACACUGAAACAAUAAUAAGUGUUCAAAGUGCUAGUACAUCUUGUACAUAGUGUCAAGGUGUCCAAGCAUGUCUCUGUAAGCCAAUGGUUCACUGCAUAUGAGGUUAAUUUAUAUCUUACAGUGGAUUGCAGCAAAAGGCCAGAGGAAAAUAUGUUUUGAUACUCAUCCGUAUUUUGAAGAAGAAAAAUGGGGCUGAAUGGCAUGUUUAUUUUUUUAUUUGACGGGCGGGCUGGGAUGAGAAUCUAAAAUAUUUUUUCUCUGGCUUAAGGCUUUAUUCUUAGUAUGUAUCUAUUAUUUCAUCAUGAUGAAGUCAUCGUUACUAUUCUACAUUGUUAAAAAUUAGAUUCAAUCAUUUUUAGAUUUCCGGAGGUUUUGAAGAGCAUAUUUUUAACAGCCAAUGGGAUGAUAAGCACAUUUCGAGUGUUACAUGACCCAGCCUUUUUAUCAAAAGUUGCUCAGGGUUCAUUUUUGCGUGUCAGAGUAAAAGGCCUUGGAAACUUCAAAAUGGCUGAAAAGGCUUGUCCAAGCACUUUAUUUUCGCUUGCACUGUUUAUCAUCUAGGUUAAUAAAUAUAAUUUCAGUUGAUUUGCAGAAAGUUUACCAGGAUAAGAAUUUGUCGAUUGUUUCUAUACAAUAAUAAUUUCAAUAAAUUAACUUUAUUUUCAAACAGUUUUGACACAAUGACCACAACGAAUUUAUAUUUUGUCACAACUAAAACUGGUACCAAGGUCUACUGCAUUGUAAAUGAAAAAUAGAAGAUAUGUGUUGACAUACGCUCGAACAACAAUUUAACAAAAUGGGUAUGUCAUGUACAACACUGAUACAAUGUUCUCAGUAGUGGUGACAUUAUGUCAUAAUAAUUUUUGUCACAAAUAGAUUUUUAGAGUUGCCGAUUGUUUUAUUCAAACAGUAAUUUCUCAUUUGAAUUUUAUGGAGAAGUAUAUUUUAAUUAUACACAUUCACAGUUAAUGUGUAAUUUCAUGGUGUCAGUCAUUGGUUUGCAGUUCAAGUUACUUUGUAGUUUCUCACUUGUAUUUUGUGACAUAUUCUUGACAUGUAAAGAUGGCAAAUGUAUGUGAUGAAUGUGAGAGAUUAACAUUGUUCAUUGCACAAUGUAUUCACAUAUGUGCUUGUUAACCUCGUUCACUAUUUUAUUUCCCUCUGCAUGUAACCAAAAAUGACUUGUAUAUAAAAUGUCCAUGAUUUAUUUAAAAUUCCAUAAUCAUGGCAACUCGACUCAGUCUCUGCAAUAUUCAAGUGUAGAUCAAGGGGCAAUCCCCUGGCAUUAUUAAUUAUUAAAAUAUUUAAUUUUACUCGUUUUAAUCUUCGAAAAAAGGUGAGGGCUCGCUCCACGGCGCUUCUUGUUUGUUUGUUUUUAGAUUAUUUUUGCUCUGAAGCAAAAUGAUGACCCCCAAUUCUUUUGCUUAUAUUUUUUAAUGAAAUGUAUAAAAUACAUGUACUUAAACGUGAAAUAAAUUUGCC
Messenger RNA from Mya arenaria, 2746 nucleotides. RefSeq lists its product as uncharacterized. The transcript is spliced from 12 exons. Lineage: Eukaryota; Metazoa; Mollusca; Bivalvia; Myida; Myidae. The record is from RefSeq and is a predicted model, not a curated record. Gene Ontology annotation, molecular function: protein binding. The coding region runs from base 1 to 1128 and encodes 375 amino acids.